Pyricularia oryzae 70-15 is the source of this 954-nucleotide messenger RNA. RefSeq lists its product as uncharacterized. Lineage: Eukaryota; Fungi; Ascomycota; Sordariomycetes; Magnaporthales; Pyriculariaceae. The transcript has 2 exons. Gene Ontology annotation, molecular function: hydrolase activity. The record is from RefSeq and is a predicted model, not a curated record. Bases 1 to 954 code for a protein of 317 amino acids.
AUGGAGCAGACGACAACAGCCAGCGCCAAAGGCGCCACCUACACGGCCGAGCGGGAGCAAAUGACAGCCAAAGCUGAAGGCGCCGCUGACACGGACCGUCUGGACCAAACCCGCCUAACGAUAGCCGGCUGGGAGCAAGCCGGAAUUGCCGCGCUUGCACCCAUUUCUAAAUCCAUCACCGAGACCUGGGUGGACAUCACCCUCCCCUCGGGCUUCAUAUCCAAGACGCUCGUCAUCCGCCCCGCGCAGCCCAGCCCGCCAGGUCCCCUGAUCGUGCUCUUCCACGGCGGCGGCUUCAUGGGCGGCUCGCCCGCCAUGAUAACCCGGCCCGGCCGAGAGUACGCUGAGCAGUUUGGCGCCACGGUGGUCUCACCCACGUACAAGCUCCUGCCCGAGCACGCCUGGCCGGCCGGUCCCGAGAGCGCGUGGGAGGUGCUCGCUUGGCUAGCCGAGAACGCGCACGAGGGCGGCGACGAAAGGUUCGCUGCCGAUCUGGACCGGGGCUUCGUCGUGGGUGGGUUCAGCGCCGGUGCGAGCAUCGCAACCAUUAUCGCGGGCAUCUCGUUGAGGGCUGGCUUGUUACGGCAUGAUCAACAAGAGCUUGCCAAGCCGAUCACGGGCGUGUUUGCCAACUGCCCGGUGCUGUUGAAAGACAAAGAUAUGGUGCCCGAUGAGUAUCGCAAACUAUGGACCUCGCGGAUCGACAACCGCGAUGCACCGGGCUUGAACACAGAGGGCGUCGAGAUGGUCGGCAAGCACGACCCUCUGCGCGAUGACGGUAUCGUGUUCGAGAAGGCACUCGCGGCUCGGGGUGUAGAGACAAAGAUUGAUGUGUUUCCGGACGAUGGACACAUAUCUUGGGUGGCUUUGCCGUUCGAGCCGGCUAGCAAAGACCCAAGCGUGGAGGAGAUGACUAUGGAGGCAAUGAGGUGGUUGUUAGGUUUGGAAAAGUAG